Molecule: messenger RNA, 1506 nt
Organism: Penicillium cataractarum
Lineage: Eukaryota; Fungi; Ascomycota; Eurotiomycetes; Eurotiales; Aspergillaceae
Product: flavin-containing monooxygenase
Exons: 1
Coding region: 1-1506 (501 amino acids)
Molecular function (GO): N,N-dimethylaniline monooxygenase activity; NADP binding; flavin adenine dinucleotide binding
Source: RefSeq, a predicted model, not a curated record
AUGAACGGCCACGCCAACGGACAGUCGGAGCACCGUUUCGACGUGAUCAUCGUCGGCGCAGGCAUCUCCGGUAUUAACGCUGCCUAUCGCGUUCAAGACCAGCUCCCUGGCUUCAGCUAUGCCGUUCUCGAGGCUCGCCAUGACCACGGCGGCACUUGGGACCUGUUCAAGUACCCCGGUAUCCGAUCCGACUCGGACCUCUUCACAUUCGGCUUCGCCUUCAACCCCUGGAAUCGCAGCAACCCUAUCGCUGAGGGCUCUGCGAUCAAGACCUACAUUGGCGACACCGCGCGCAAAUUCGGCAUCGACAAGAACAUCCUCUACAAGCACAAGCUCACCAGCGCCGACUGGUCAAAUGAGGAGCAUGUCUGGAACCUGUCGGUCGACGCCGACGGCAAGGAGAAGAAGUACACCGCGCGAUUCGUGAUCUUCGGCACGGGCUACUACAACUACAAGCAGCCCCUCCAAGCCAAGAUCCCCGGGCUAGACGCCUUCAAGGGCCAAAUCAUCCACCCACAAUUCUGGCCCGAAGAUCUAGACUACGCGGGCAAGAAGAUCGUGAUCAUCGGCUCCGGCGCCACGGCCAUCACUCUCCUCCCCAAUCUGGCCGACAAAGCCGCCCGCGUCACAAUGCUCCAGCGCAGCCCAACUUACAUCCUCUCCCUCCCCAACCGCUCCGCCAACCACUGGCUCUCCUACAUCCUCCCCUCAGCCGCAUAUCAGCGCAUCCAACGCGCAGUCUGGAUCGUCACAACCCGUAUUUUCUUCCUCUUCUGCCAGAAAUUCCCCACUUUCUCCAAAUGGAUCCUCAAGAAAAACGUCAGCCGCCAACUCCCCAAACACAUCCCCUACGACCCCCACUUCGCCCCUAGGUAUAACCCCUGGGACCAGCGACUGUGCGUCUGCCCAGAUGGGGAUUUCUUCAAGAGUCUGCGCGCAGGCAAGGCCGACGUGCGCACGGACACUAUCAAGACCGUUACCCCCAAGGGUAUCACGCUGAACAGCGGCGAGACCCUGGACGCCGAUAUCAUCGUCACCGCAACAGGUCUGCAGCUCCAACUCGCGGGUGGCGCCCAACUCUCCGUGAACGGGGAGAAAUACGACCCCGGCGCGAAGUACAUGUGGAACGGAGUCAUGCUGCAGGAUCUCCCCAACGCGUCAUUCAUCAUCGGAUACACCAAUGCCUCUUGGACCCUCGGCUCCGACGCAACCGCUCAAUUCGUCACGCGUCUAAUGAAGACCCUCGACCAGCGCAAAUUGAUCGCCGCGACGCCGCGCCUGAAGCCUGCCGACGCGAAGAAUAUCCAGGAACGUCCGCUGUUGAAUCUCAGCUCGACGUACGUGACUCUUGCGCAGCGCGUGCUGCCGCGCGCUGGUGAUAAGGGGCCCUGGCAGCCAAGGGAUCAUUAUCAGAAGGAUAUCAAGUUUGCGUUGAAGGGAGAUAUUAAUGAGGGGAUGGAGUUUGUGGCGGGGCCGAAUUUGCGUUUGCGUCCGAAGUUGUCGUAG